AUGGAGGUCAAUGCAACGGCAAAUACAGCUGCCAAGGGAGCAUGGAGCCUGCUGUCGUCAACACCGCUGGUCUGCUAUGUCAUCCUAGUGCUGGUGGGCAUUCUGGGCAAUGGCAUGGUCAUCUGUGUGGUGGGGGAGAACAUCCUGCGUCAGCAGAAAGUGUACCGCAGCUCAGACAUGAUUCUGGUCAACAUGGCCUUCUCCAACCUGAUGGUGUCUGUGGCGAGGAACUUAUUGCUGGUCUUGACAGACCUGGGGAUCAAGAUGUCACCCUCUAUGAACUGGUGUCAGAUCCUGAUGGGCAUAUGGGUGUGGUUGCGCUGUGCCAAUGUUUGGUCAACGUUCUUCGUCAGUGCAUUCCAUUUUCAGACCUUGAGGCGGGUGGCCCCUCCUAUGGCUAGUCUAAACGGCUCCCGAGGGCCCCCUAGAUCUCUGCUGAUGGGCUUUGUUCUACUGUGGUCCCUCAAUCUCAUCUAUUCAAUUCCUGCUUUUGUGUUCUCUACUAAAGGAGACAAGAAUGCUACUGAGACAUUAAUGUUAGUGAGCAGUACAACACGUCCAUUGCUGGGCUGUCUGUGGGAUUUCCCCUCCACCUACAGUGGCCUAGCCUUUGCCACAGCUUCUAUGGUGAUCCACGAGAUCAUCCCCAUCCUGCUCAUGAGCGUCACCAACCUGGGCUCACUUAUCACACUGUACACACAUGGAAGCAAACAUCACCCUGCACACAAGAGUCAGGGCAUGCCCAUCAUGCACCGAGUCCCUGCAGAGAGACGAGCAGCCAAGGUGAUCCUCGCCCUUAUCAUUUUAUUCAUCACCUCCUGGGGUGCCAGCGUCGUCUCCAUGAACUACUUUAACUAUAACCGUGGUCCAUCAUCUGCAUACUUGCUGGUUGUGGCACGUUUCACCAACAGUGGCUUUAUAGCUUUGUCCCCUUUUAUACUGGCUAUGGGACACCGGAGACUCAGAGCCGUCAUUCUCAAAUGCAAAUGUUAA
Molecule: messenger RNA, 993 nt
Organism: Pygocentrus nattereri (red-bellied piranha)
Lineage: Eukaryota; Metazoa; Chordata; Actinopteri; Characiformes; Serrasalmidae
Product: olfactory receptor class A-like protein 4
Exons: 4
Coding region: 1-993 (330 amino acids)
Biological process (GO): G protein-coupled receptor signaling pathway
Cellular component (GO): membrane
Molecular function (GO): G protein-coupled receptor activity
Source: RefSeq, a predicted model, not a curated record